AUGGCUGCCAAAGUAGGCGAUUUUGUGAUGCCCGGUGAUAUAGCAUGUGUUGAUCAGUCCGGAGUUUGCUUGCUUGGUCCCGGAUUGCGUGGAAAAAAUGACAUAAUCUACGCUACCAUACCCGGAAUCUUAAGGGAAAACAAACCGGCGCUUUACUGGGUCGAUUCCAGACAAAAACGAUACGUUCAAGCAGAGGGUGAUCGCGUGUUGGGUGUGGUAACAUCAAAACCAGGUGGCAACUACAAAGUGGACAUUGGGUCACAUGAUCUGGCCGUCUUGUGUUACCUUUCGUUUGAAGGGUCAUCCAAAAAGAACAGACCCAACAUAGAAGUAGGUGAUUUAGUGUAUGGUAGAAUUUCAAUUGGAGAUAAUUGUUUUGAGCCUGAACUCGUCUGCAUUGACAGCACAGGAAAGAGUGGAGGAAUGGGUGUUAUAAGCAAUGGAGGCAACAUGAUAAGACUCUCUGUCAGCUAUGCCAGAAGAUUAUUAUCAGCCAAUGACAAGAUCCUGAAAACCCUAAGCAACACAUUCCAAUAUGAAAUAACAAUUGGAGAAAAUGGAUGGAUCUGGGUCAAAGGUCAAGAUGUUUUGAAAACUCUUUCACUCACUAGAGCUCUCAUUGCCUGUGAAAAAACUAACUCAACGAAUUUGAAAGAAAUUAUAAGGACAGCUUCAAAUUUUCGAUAA
This is a messenger RNA of Helobdella robusta, 687 nucleotides long. RefSeq lists its product as hypothetical. Gene Ontology annotation, molecular function: RNA binding. The transcript has 4 exons. Bases 1 to 687 code for a protein of 228 amino acids. Gene Ontology annotation, biological process: TRAMP-dependent tRNA surveillance pathway; nuclear polyadenylation-dependent rRNA catabolic process; exonucleolytic trimming to generate mature 3'-end of 5.8S rRNA from tricistronic rRNA transcript (SSU-rRNA, 5.8S rRNA, LSU-rRNA). The record is from RefSeq and is a predicted model, not a curated record. Gene Ontology annotation, cellular component: nuclear exosome (RNase complex); cytoplasmic exosome (RNase complex). Lineage: Eukaryota; Metazoa; Annelida; Clitellata; Rhynchobdellida; Glossiphoniidae.